UGUUCAACGCUAAAGAAUUUGUUUUUUUUUGUUUUUGUUUUUGAAAUAACACGUUAAGAACCACUAAAUGAUAAUUGUGUAGAAUCGUAUUCGAAUCAAGUGCAAAUGCAAAACAUACAUAACUGUAGGUGCAAGCAUAACAAAAGAGAAGUUAAUUAAAAGCAGAAACGACGCUUACUUACAAAAGCGAAGAUAACCACGAAACGACGUUGCGAACGGUGCGACGAAAAAUGAUCGAACGGAAUAUGUGUGCCACCAGUUGGUAAAAGAGACAAUUUAACUCUUAAAUAAAAGCUAAAAGCUGCUAAAAAAAAAAAACGCAAAUCAAGCAAACAAUUUGUUUUUUUUAAUACAUUUUUUUGUGAAACAACAAAAGUUGCAAUUGCCGUUGCAGUUCGCGGGGUGCAGCUGGUAUUUAUUGUUGUUGUCUAACGUGUUUUUUUUUAUUGUUGUUGCGUUUGGCUACGACGUUUCCGAUGAUCUUGGCCUGUUGUUUGCCUUAUUUUUUGUGUGUGCUGUGUUGUUAUUGUAACUCGUUUUGCGCGUGUGAUUCAUACAACAACAAAAAGCACCAACAACAGUUAACAGAAAAUGCAGUGAAAUAUGCUAAAUAAAUAAACAAAGCAAAAAGCGUACAACAACUAAAAGAGCGAGAACAGGCCAUCCUGCAUUGAGAGCGCGAGAGAUAAAAUACGAUAACAAAAUAAAACAAUACAAAGCGGCGCUCUCACACACACACACACACACACAUGUGUGUGCGCACGCACACGCACACGCGAUAGUUCUUUCUGUCUGGUGGUAGGUGAACAAAAAAAACCUUUUUUCCCCGUCGUGUGUACAGCUGCUGUCAAGUGCGCAGCCGCAGCCGCAGCCGUAGCAGCGACGCCAAAGUCCUUUAAGCGUGUGUAGUGCAGGCCAUCUCGCUCUCACAUGUGCCACACUGUCCAGCUAGAUGAAUAGCAACGCACACAUACACACACUCACAGGGAGAAUCGUGCGCAGCUGCUGAGGAGCAGAUGAAAGGAGAAGAUGAUGCCAAAGCCAAAUGCCAGUAACAGACAACAACAACAACAACGUGCAGACGAGCAAAAAAUGUAUCUAGAUUAAUAACAAAUACAACAACAAAAGCGACUGCAACUGCAUUAAUACAUUCCCCACACAAGUGCAUUAUUAAUAUAUUUAAUUAAAGUGUUAUCGAACGUGUUAUCGAAACUAUGAAGGUUACCGUUUGUUUCGGCGAUAUUCGCAUUUUGGUGCCUUGCGGCACCGGCGAGCUGCUCGUCCGGGAUUUGAUCAUCGAGGCCACGCGACGCUACAAAAAGGCAGCCGGCAAGGAAGCCGACUCCUGGGUGGCCGUGCAUCAUCUGCAGACGCAGUCGGGCAUUUUGGAUCCCGAUGAUUGUGUGCGAGAUGUGGCCGAUGAUCGGGAACAGAUAUUGGCCCACUUUGAGGACUCUGGGCCCGAUCCGGGCGUGCCGCAGGGCGGCGGCGAUGGCGCCUCGGGCAGCUCCUCGGUGGGCACGGGCUCGCCGGACAUAUUUCGUGAUCCGACAAACACAGAGGCGCCCACGCGCGAUCUGUCCACCCCGCACAUUGAGGUGACCAGCACCACGUCCGGUCCACUGGCCGGCCUCGGCGUGGGCCUAAUGGUGCGUCGCAGCAGCGAUCCCAAUCUGCUCGCCUCGCUCAAGGCGGAGGGCGGCAACAAGCGCUGGUCGGCGGCAGCGCCGCACUAUGCGGGCGGCGACUCGCCGGAACGACUGAUGCUGGACAAGGCCGGUGGCCAGCUGUCGCCACAAUGGGAGGAGGAGGACGACUCUGCGGCACAGUUGAAGGAGCAAUUGCUGCAACAACAGCAACAGCAACAGCCACAACAUGCUGCUGCUGCUGCUGGUGGUGCUGCAACGGGCGCCCAUCAGCCAUUCGCCCGCUCCGGCCGGCUGUCCAUGCAGUUCCUGGGCGACGGCAACGGCUACAAGUGGAUGGAGGCAGCCGAGAAGCUGCAGCACCAGCAGCACCAACAGCCGCUGCCCACAUCGCUGCCGAACAGCGCCUACUCCAGUAAAUCGCUGCCGCGCGAAAGCAAACGCAAGGAACCGCUGGGCCAGGCAUACGAGUCCAUACGCGAGAAGGAUGGCGAGAUGCUGCUCAUUAUUAACGAGUACGGCAGUCCGCUCGGUCUGACGGCCAUGCCGGACAAGGAGCACGGCGGCGGGCUGCUUGUGCAGCACGUGGAGCCAGGCAGUCGGGCCGAACGUGGCCGCUUGCGUCGCGAGGAUCGCAUUCUCGAGAUCAACGGCAUCAAGCUGAUCGGCCUGAGCGAGUCCCAGGUGCAGGAGCAGCUGCGACGCGCCCUCGAGUGCUCCGAGCUGCGCGUGCGCGUCCUACGCGGCGAUCAGCAGCGUCGCCAGCAGCAGCGUCGCGACUCCAAGGUCGCCGAAAUGGUGGAAGUGGCCACCGUUUCGCCCACACGCAAGCCGCAUGCCGCUCCGGUGGGCACCUCCCUGCAGGUGGCCAACACACGCAAGCUGGGCCGCAAGAUCGAAAUACUGUUGAAGAAGGGGCCCAAUGGCCUUGGCUUUUCGGUGACCACGCGUGACAAUCCGGCGGGCGGGCAUUGUCCCAUUUACAUCAAGAACAUUCUGCCACGCGGCGCGGCCAUUGAGGACGGCCGCCUCAAGCCCGGCGAUCGUCUGCUCGAGGUCGACGGCACGCCCAUGACCGGCAAGACCCAAACGGAUGUGGUGGCCAUUCUGCGCGGCAUGCCCGCCGGUGCCACGGUGCGCAUUGUCGUCUCCAGGCAACAGGAACUUGCCGAGAUGCCCGUUGGCCCGCCGCAACCGGAACCAGUCGAGAAGGCGCCGCCACCAGCUGUGAUGGUUCCCGCUUCCGCUCCGAUUCCGGUGCAAAAGUCGAGCAGCGCCCGUUCGCUCUUUCAACAGCAGCAGCUGCAGCAACAAGCGCAGCUCAAUGAAUCUCAGCACUUUAUUGACGCGGGCAGUGAAUCGGCGGCUUCCAAUGACAGUCUGCCGCCGAGCAGCAGCAGCUGGCAUUCGCGGGAGGAGCUGACACUUCACAUUCCCGUCCAUGAUACUGAGAAGGCUGGCCUUGGAGUCAGUGUGAAGGGCAAGACGUGCUCCAAUCUGAACGCAUCCACGCCCAGCAGCAGCAGCAACAGCAGCAGCAUGAAGCACGACGGUGAUCUGGGCAUAUUUGUGAAGAACGUGAUCCAUGGCGGCGCCGCGUCACGGGACGGGCGCCUGCGCAUGAACGAUCAGCUGCUGAGCGUGAAUGGCGUCUCGCUGCGCGGCCAGAACAAUGCCGAGGCCAUGGAGACGCUGCGUCGCGCCAUGGUCAACAAUCCGGGCAAGCAUCCGGGCACCAUUACCCUGCUGGUCGGACGCAAGAUCCUGCGCUCGGCCAGCUCCAAUGAUAUACUGGAGCACAGCCAUAGCCAUAGCAACAGCAGCAGCGGCAACAGCAACAGCAACAGCAACAACAACAACAGCAGCUCCAAUGCCAGCGACAACUCUGGCGCCACGGUCAUCUACUUGAGCCCGGAGAAACGUGAACCGCGCGGCAGCGGUAACGGACCGGGCAGCUCCGGCAGUGAUAUGAAUAGAUGGAGCAAUCCCGUUUUGGAUCGUCUAACCGGUGGCAUUUGCUCCACAAACUCAACGCAGCCAACACAACAACAACACCUGCAGCAGCAGCAACAGCAGCAGCAAUCGCAGGCGCAACAGCGCCGUGUGCCUCCGCCCCCGCUGGGCGGCAACAAUGCGGGAUUGCGCAACGAGAGCUACUAUAUGGCCACCAAUGACAACUGGUCGCCGGCGCCGCUGCAGCUGCAGCUGCUCAAUGGGCAUGGCAACACGGCGCUGCUCAUCGAGGACGAUGCGGAGCCUAUGUCACCCACGUUGCCGGUGCGCGCACACGAUGGCCAGCACUGCAACGCGAGCAGCGCGAACACAUCGCAGACGAGCGCCGGCAUGGGGCAGGGCGUUGGAGUCGCUGGAGGCGGAACGGCAGCCGUGGCGGGCAGUUUCGAUGCCACAUACUCGUCGCAGCUGAGUCUGGAGACGAACAAUUCGGGCGUGGAGCAUUUCUCGCGCGAUGCCUUGGGCAGGCGCAGCAUUUCGGAGAAGCAUCAUGCGGCGCUGGAUGCACGCGAAACGGGCACCUAUCAGCGCAACAAGAAGCUGCGCGAGGAACGGGAACGCGAACGUCGCAUUCAGCUAACCAAAUCGGCCGUCUACGGCGGCUCCAUUGAAUCGCUGACGGCGCGCAUUGCCAGCGCGAACGCCCAAAUGGCGGCAGCGGCGGCUGGCUAUAAGCACGCCAAGACCAGCUCCCAUAUUGAGCAGCGGGAACAGCAGUUGCUGGCCGCCGAGGCGGAGGCGCGCGACAAGCUGGGCGAUUUGGGUCCAUCGCUGGGCCUCAAGAAGUCCUCCUCACUGGAAUCGCUGCAGACCAUGGUCCAGGAGCUGCAAAUGUCCGAUGAGCCGCGGGCUCAUCAUGCGCUGCGCGCACCACGCGGACGCGGACGCGAGGAUAGCCUCCGUGCCGCCGUUGUCAGCGAACCGGAUGCAAACAAGCCGCGCAAGACCUGGCUGUUAGAGGAGGGCGAUCACGAGGGCGGCUUUGCCUCGCAGCGCAACGGACCCUUCCAGAGCUCCCUCAACGAUGGCAAGCAUGGCAGCAAGUCGCGCGCCAAGAAGCCGAGCAUAUUGCGCGGCAUCGGGCACAUGUUUCGCUUUGGCAAGAAUCGCAAGGAUGGCGUUGUGCCCGUCGAUACCUAUGCCGCAUCCUCGAUUAUGUCCUCGACGCCGCCAACAACUGGUCAACAGCCCCACCAGGCCCAUCAGCAUCAGCAUCAGCAGCAUCAACAGCAACAGCAGCAAAUUCCAGCCGCUGCGCUUGCCGCACUGGAACGGAAUGGCAAGCCGCCAGCGUAUCAACCGCCGCCGCCGCUGCCAGCACCAAAUGCAGCUGGCGGCGGUGGAGCAGCCGCAUCCGCACUGCCAGGCGUGGCAGUUGCCACCGGUGGCGGCAACGGCGGCGGCGGCGGCACGCUUAACGGUGGCAUUCAUCAGAAUGAUAUAUUCAAUCAUCGCUAUCAGCAUUAUGCCAACUAUGAAGAUCUGCACCAGCAUCAGAUCAGCGAUGGCGUUCAAGAGACGCUCUCGGAGUCGACGAUCGAGUGCAUGCGACAGCAGGUGAUCCGCCAGCGCAUCAAGGUUGAGGCCGAAAGUCGCCGUCAUCAGCAUUACCAUUCGCAGCGCAGCGCCCGCUCCCAGGACGUCAGUAUGCAUUCCUCAUCCAGCCCACAGCAGCCACCACUGCCGCUGCCCCCAUCCGCGGCAGCCGUUGCCGCAGCAGCAGCACAUCAGUCACAUCAGCAAUCCAACGGACUGCGUCCCAUGAGCAGCUACUACGAGUACGACACCGUGCAGCAGCAGCGCGUCGGCAGCAUCAAGCACAGCCACAGCCACACCCAUAGCCAUAGCCAUGGCCAUGGACAUCACAAUGGCAACUCGUCGUCGCCCAUCAGCGUGAAUGUGGCACAGCCGCACUGGAAGGCAGCGGCGCUCAAUGGCUAUUCGCCGGCCUCGUUGAACAGCAGCGCACGCAGCCGCGGACCGUUCGUCACCCAGGUGACCAUACGCGAGCAGACCGGCAUGCCGCAGACGCAGACGCUGGCGCUGGCGCAGGCGCAGUCGCAGCAACCCACCUAUCAGACCGUGCAAAAGAUAGCGACAGCGCAGUCGCAAUAUGGCAGCGCUGCCGGCGCCCAGCCGCAUGCGUCCAAGGUGUGACUAUAGGUGCUGGCGCAUGCGCGCGCCACACGCGACGUCCUCGUGGAGGGCCAGCACGGUCGCCAUUCGGAGCUGAGCGAGGUGGAGGUCUUCUACUAUGCCACCGAGUGCUGACUCAUUCCACUAGGCAGCUGAACGGGCGGGGGACGGAGGGGUUAAAGGUCGCGUGUGAGUCGCAAGCGGCCGGCAAAAUGCAAAAUGCAAUCAACUGGAAAGCAGUUUGUUUAUUUUUUUUUUUUGUUUUGUUUUGUUUUAUAAAUAUAAAUAAAAUAAAAUGAAUUAUAAUUUUUUUUCAUCAUUUGACAAGGGCAACAUACCCACACACACACACACCCACACACACACACACGCAUACAUACAUAUGCUUAUAGUUAAGCUCAUUAAAAAAUACAUUAUACAAUAAAAGUAUUCCACGUGAAGCGCAUAUUGAAGAGCAGCAAAUGUUACUUUAUAAUAUAAAGAAUAAAUAUUCUAAUUUCAAAUAUUAAAUUAAAGCAAAACGAAGUGUUAAAUUAAAGAAGAAGAAGAAGGCAAUGCACUGCGCUUAAAUUAAGCUUAACAUUUAUAUUGUAUUGUAUUAAUCGCUAAGUCUAAGUCAAAGACCAUGUAAAUAAUUAUUCAAUUUAGUUUCUAUUGUGCGCGCACUUACGAUGAGAGUUAAUUGAAAAACGAAAUAUCAUUUCAUACGACAGCUGCAUUCGAGUCGCAAAAAACUUCAUCAUAAACAGACAUUUGUCUAUACACAUAUAUAUAUAUGCUAAAUUAAAAGCUAUUGGCUUGUAUACGAACAUUAAAAUACACUUUCAAUUGUAUUUUGGCGCUUUAACUAAGCCAAAAUCAUGCUGUAAAUAUAUAUAACUGGCAUACACGUAUAUAUAUAUUUAGACAUAAACAUAUAUUAUUAAAAAUGUUUUUUUUUUCUCGUUUAGCUUUAAAGCAGACGCCAUUUUGUAUGCAAAAGUAAAAGUUUAGAAGUAAAACUUGAAAGUCCCAAUAAUUUUUUUUUUAUCUAUAUAUUAUGAUGAUAUAUCGUAUAUUGAACUAAGCUAAACUUAUAUGCUUAUAAAUAUUACUUAAUUAUGUGUUAGCAUAAAGCAAAUGUUGUGCAGCCAAAACUGGCUCCGACACACAACAUUUGGGCGCUUAUCGAGACAACUUCAUAUUAGAUAUCGUAUAAUUAUAAAAUCAUACACAUACGCUACAUAUUGUAAUAAUUGUGUAUUUUGUAUAUUGCAAAAUUCUGUUGCGCAUUAAAUAACUAAGUUUCAAUACUAUAUCAAUAUAA
Messenger RNA from Drosophila montana, 7101 nucleotides. It is a transcript of the gene baz, whose product is annotated as bazooka. Gene Ontology annotation, cellular component: apical plasma membrane; adherens junction; cell cortex. The record is from RefSeq and is a predicted model, not a curated record. NCBI's taxonomy places the organism in Eukaryota, Metazoa, Arthropoda, Insecta, Diptera, Drosophilidae. Bases 1215 to 5816 code for a protein of 1533 amino acids. The transcript is spliced from 9 exons. Gene Ontology annotation, biological process: cell adhesion; establishment or maintenance of epithelial cell apical/basal polarity; establishment of cell polarity. Gene Ontology annotation, molecular function: phosphatidylinositol binding; protein binding.